GCUAAACUCACCCCCGUAACGAUAUGUUAUGAAAGCUGACGACAUUGUCCGUUGAUGUUAGUAGGCAUGAGAGUGCUCGAAAACUAAAUCUUAUUCAAAGAUCUAUUGACUUCAGAGCGAAGCUUUUUUAGGAAGCGACUGGAAGAAAAGCGACUAUUUUGGUUGGUGUAAGAACACCGUAACCGCACAAAGAUGAUGAACACGACAUUAGCGAAGAAACUUUUGGGCUCCAUGUGUGGCAUCUGUAGCCCUCGACUGAGCUAUUCUGUCAACGCUGUGCAAAGACAGACAGAGGUUAUCAAACCUAGGGAACUAGAAAAGGAUGAGCUCAGACCUUUGUAUAUGGACUUCCAAGCCACUACACCGAUGGACCCGAGGGUUUUGGAUGCCAUGCUGCCCUAUCAAGUGAAUUUCUAUGGCAACCCACAUUCCAAGACUCAUGCUUAUGGAUGGGAAAGUGAGAGUGCGAUGGAAAAAGCAAGAAAACAAGUAGCAGCUCUUAUUGGUGCUGACCCUAGAGAGAUUGUGUUUACCAGUGGUGCAACGGAAUCCAACAAUAUGUCAAUCAAAGGUGUAGCCAGAUUUUACAAAGCCAAGAAAAAGCACGUCAUUACCACACAGACUGAACACAAAUGUGUUCUGGAUUCCUGUCGUGUUUUAGAGGCAGAAGGUUUUGAUGUAACGUAUUUACCAGUGAAUCACAAUGGGCUCAUUGACCUACAGCAACUAGAGGAAUUGAUUCGUCCUGAUACAAGCUUGGUGUCAGUCAUGACUAUAAACAAUGAGAUCGGUAUCAAACAGCCCAUCAAAGAAAUAGGUCACCUGUGUAGAUCCAAGAACGUGUUUUUCCACACCGAUGCUGCCCAGGCUGUUGGAAAGAUUCCUAUUAAUGUCAGUGACUGGAAAGUGGAUCUGAUGUCCAUCAGUGGCCAUAAGAUUUAUGGGCCCAAAGGGAUUGGGGCUUUGUAUGUGAGGAGAAGGCCAAGAGUUCGAAUGGAGCCUUUGCAGAAUGGAGGGGGUCAGGAAAGGGGUCUGCGUUCAGGGACUGUGCCCACACCCCUAGCCGUGGGUCUUGGAGCUGCCUGUGAGAUCGCCCAGCAAGAGAUGGAGUAUGACCACAAGCAUGUGACCAUGCUUGCAAAACGCUUUGUGGAUAAAAUCAUGUCUGAGAUUGCUGAUGUAAUAAUGAAUGGAGACCCAGAUCUGAGAUACCCAGGAUGCAUUAAUUUGUCAUUCGCCUAUGUCGAGGGGGAGAGUCUGUUGAUGGCCUUGAAAGAUGUUGCGCUUUCAUCUGGAAGUGCAUGCACUUCUGCCUCCUUAGAGCCCUCAUAUGUUCUCAGGGCAAUAGGAACAGACGAGGACUUGGCACAUUCUUCUAUUAGGUUUGGAAUUGGAAGGUUUACCACAGAGGAGGAAGUAGACUACACAGCAGAUAAAUGCAUCCAGCAGGUCAAGUGGCUAAGGGAGAUGAGUCCCUUAUGGGAGAUGGUCCAGGAGGGCAUUGAUCUGAAGAGCAUCAAAUGGACCCAGCACUAAAGCUGAAGAGAAUUAACCUUCUGUGAAUGAAAUGCCACACCCACACACUUUACAGCUUCUUCCCACUAGAAACACGCACAAUUGUAUUUCUUUUUUCCGGGAAGUUGAGCUUAUCUGUGUGGGAGCUAUUUUACACUCAAGUCCAUUUAGGGGAAUACUGUAUGUGUAUUAAGUCAGUUGCAUAAUUUUUCUCUGAACCUGUUUUCUCUAGUCUUUUGAGUGUUUUGGAUUUAUACAAUUUAUUUCAGUAACAGUUACUAUGUGUCUAUUUUACAUCACUUAAACCUGAUCUCAAGACAUGAUAAAGCCUUUAAAGUAAUGUUUUUUAUUUUGUGCACAUCAUAUUAUACCAGAAAAAACUCUGUGCAAGUGGCAUGUAUGUGCAGUAGUGUUUUCUGUCCAAAAUAAUAUCUUCCACAAUUGAGCAGUUUGCAGCUCAUGUAGUGUCUUUUGCCGCAAACUAUUACGUUUGUGUGUGAUCUGAAAUGCAAAUAAACAUUCAAACCAA
This is a messenger RNA of Triplophysa dalaica, 2044 nucleotides long. RefSeq names its product cysteine desulfurase-like. The record is from RefSeq and is a predicted model, not a curated record. The coding region runs from base 193 to 1536 and encodes 447 amino acids. The transcript has 13 exons. Gene Ontology annotation, cellular component: mitochondrion; cytosol; nucleus. Gene Ontology annotation, biological process: [2Fe-2S] cluster assembly. Gene Ontology annotation, molecular function: pyridoxal phosphate binding; cysteine desulfurase activity. Lineage: Eukaryota; Metazoa; Chordata; Actinopteri; Cypriniformes; Nemacheilidae.